CUUUUUUUUUUUUUUUUUUUUUUUUUUUUUCACCAUCCUCCCUCUCCAGGCUCCCUCCUCCCGUUUGGGGGCCGCUGGUUCCCUGCUUCGAGGCGCAACAAGAAAACCAGUCGGGGAAGGGGGCAGGGCUGGUUUGGGGGUUUGUUUUCCACUCCCGCGGUCCAAGGCAUGAUGCUGAAGAUGCUCCCGUUGAAACUGCUGCUGGUGGCCGUGGUUCUGUGCUUCUUUGAGGGGGAUGCCAAGUAUGGGGAGAGCGGGGCAAGGAGGAGAAAGUGCCUGAAUGGUAACCCACCGAGACGCCUGAAGAAGCGAGACAGGCGGAUGAUGUUCCUGGAGCCCGCGAGCGAAGGGGAGAUGAUGUGUCGUGGCUUCUACCCUCGCCUGUCCUGCUGCUCCAGGACUGACAGUCAGGGGCUGCUGCACUUUGAGAAUAAGAUAUUUUCUGUUACCAACAACACAGAAUGCGUGAAGCUACUGGAAGAAAUCAAAUGUGCACACUGCUCACCACAUGCUCAGAAUUUAUUCCAUUCACCUGAGAAAGGGGAAGCAUCUGAAAGAGAACUAGCUCUUCCCUUCCUGUGCAAAGACUAUUGUAAAGAAUUCUAUUAUACUUGCAGAGGUCAAAUACCAGGGUUUCUUCAAACUACAGCUGAUGAGUUUUGCUUUUACUAUACAAGAAAAGAUGGUGGCUUGUGCUUUCCAGAUUUUCCAAGAAAACAAGUGCGAGGCCCAGCUUCUAACUAUUUGGACCAGAUGGAAGAAUAUGACAAAGUGGAAGAGAUCAGCAGAAAGCACAAGCACAACUGCUUCUGUCUUCAGGAGGUUGUGAGUGGUUUGAGGCAGCCUGUUGGUGCAGUACACUCUGGGGAUGGAUCACACCGACUCUUUAUCCUUGAGAAGGAAGGAUAUGUGAAGAUUUUCACUCCUGAAGGGGAUAUAAUCAAGGAACAUUUUUUGGACAUACACAAGCUUGUUCAAAGUGGAAUAAAGGGAGGAGAUGAAAGAGGACUGUUAAGCCUUGCAUUCCAUCCCAAUUAUAAGAAAAAUGGAAAGCUAUAUGUGUCGUAUACUACCAACCAAGAACGGUGGGCCAUUGGACCUCAUGACCACAUCCUAAGGGUCGUAGAAUACACAGUAUCUAGGAAAAAUCCACACCAGGUUGAUAUGAGAACAUCAAGAGUGUUUCUAGAAGUAGCAGAGCUACACAGAAAACAUCUAGGAGGACAGCUUUUCUUUGGCCCAGAUGGCUUCUUAUACAUUUUCCUUGGUGAUGGAAUGAUCACUCUAGAUGAUAUGGAGGAGAUGGAUGGUUUAAGUGAUUUUACAGGUUCUGUAUUACGUCUGGAUGUAGAUACUGAUUUGUGCAAUGUUCCUUAUUCUGUACCACGGAGCAACCCACAUUUUAACAGCACCAAUCAACCUCCAGAAAUUUUUGCACAUGGACUCCACAAUCCAGGCAGGUGUGCCGUGGAUCGUCAUCCAACAGAUGUAAAUAUUAAUUUAACAAUACUUUGCUCCGACUCAAAUGCAAAGAAUAGAUCUUCCGCAAGAAUUUUGCAAAUAGUAAAGGGGAAAGACUAUGAAACUGAGCCUUCACUUCUAGAAUUCAAACCAUUCAGUAGUGGACCAUUGGUUGGUGGAUUUAUAUACCGAGGUUGCCAGUCUGAGAGACUUUAUGGAAGUUACGUGUUUGGAGACCGCAAUGGAAACUUUUUAACGCUGCAACAGAGUCCUGUGACAAAACAGUGGCAAGAGAAACCUCUAUGUCUUGGCAACAGUGGCUCAUGCAGAGGCUUCUUUUCAGGUCACAUUUUGGGAUUCGGUGAAGAUGAAUUGGGUGAGGUGUACAUUUUAUCAAGCAGCAAAAGCAUGACACAGUCUCACAAUGGGAAACUCUACAAGAUUGUUGACCCUAAAAGACCUUUAGUCCCUGAAGAAUGCAAAAGAACAGCUCAGUCUGCACAGAUAUUGACAUCUGAAUGCUCAAGGCAUUGUCGGAAUGGGCAUUGCACUCCCACUGGAAAAUGCUGCUGCAAUCAAGGCUGGGAAGGAGAAUUCUGCAGAACUGCAAAAUGUGAUCCAGUAUGUCGACAUGGAGGUGUCUGUGUAAGACCCAAUAAGUGCUUGUGUAAAAAAGGAUAUCUUGGCCUCCAGUGUGAACAAGUGGAUAGAAAUAUCCGAAGAGUGACAAGGGCAGGUAUUCUUGAUCAGAUCAUAGACAUGACAUCCUAUUUGCUGGAUCUAACCAGCUAUAUUGUAUAGCUUCUGGGACUAUCUGAAUACUACACUUUCAACGGGCAUUUAUUUUGAAUCCUAUCAUGUUAAAAAGACUGUUAUUCUGCUAUAAACACCGGUGAUUCAUUUCACUUUUAUUAAUUUAACUAUAAUGUCCAGACAUGUGCAGAUAAUUUUUGCAUGUGUGUGUGUGUGUGUAUAUAUAUAUAUACACACACACACACACACACACACACACACACAUCAGCACAAAUGUAUAGAUGUACAACACAUACAAAAUCCCAUCAUAAGUGUGGUUGCAUAAUUAGUGGAAUUUUUAAAAUAUGUUUCUUCGCAUGAAGUAGUUUACACAGUGAUUCCACUUUAAACCACAUUUUCAUCAAAGAACUCUUAUGAUGUCAUAAUGAAUUCUUUGACAUCCUAGCAAUUUUAUGUCUGUAACUAUCUGAUUAUAAUAAAGAGAGGAGUUUUGAAACAUUACUGUAUAAACUGAUGGAUUUAAUUAAAUUUAGUUAUAACAGUUUUUAAGGUGAAAUGAACUAUGCUAUGAGAUAAUAUUUCCAAACUCCUUAAUGCAUUCCUAAAUAGGCAAUUCAUUGUAAGAUUGUAACCUUCACCUUCAUCAAUGUAUUUCUAUUACAGAAUGUUAUGCACUUACUACUUUAUCUGGCAUAGAUGCAGAAAUCUGGUUAUCGCAGCUUAAUAUCAAGAAUGUUUCAAGUGUUUAAUAAUUUAAUUAUAUCAGCGUAUUUCAAAACCAAUCAUCCUAGAAGGUCUGCUUUUUAUCAUAUAUUUUAUUUAACAUUGGGCACCGGGUUCAUGUUACAUAUUUAUAUUAUUUUAUUUUAUUUUUAUAAUAUAGACGUCACCUAGAUGAAACAGCUUUACCAUGUCCUGUAAAAUACUAAAGUUACAUUUUUCACCAACUUAAUUGGAAUGACGGGGAAUGAGAGAGCAAACACUCUUAAAUGUGUUGUGGAUGUAAUCUAGAAAUGUAUCCUUGUGUCAACAUAUAUUCAUUUACGACGGAUGAAAAACCACCAACCAAUCUUUAUAGAAUUCCAGCAUACUAUAAAAAUGAUUAUAAAAAAUGCUUUUCAGUAUAACAGGACUGCCCAGAUUAUGCAUGAUUAGACUGUUACCGAUUUCAAACUGAAUGGAAUUUCAUUGGACAAGCACUCACUUUAGCAAAUCUUGGCUACAUAACUUGUACAAAACGUUAUUUGACGAUUGUUGUCAAAUAUGGUUUUAAAUGUAAAUGUUCCUUGAAGAAUUAGCAAAAAAUGAAUUUUGUAAAUGUAUCAAUAAAUUUGGUGUACAUGCUGUAUUCAGGUUUUUUAAAGCAUUAGUUAAUAGUUUAUCUAUAGACACUUUCAGACUGGGGAGACCACCCCCAACCUGCCCUUGGCCUCUGAUUCUCCGUGAUGUGUGGUCUGAUCUCUGUGUUCAUAUAUGUCACGUAUAAGGUUUCCUUUGCAAUACUGCCUUUCAGAAAAACUUACCUACAAAAGUAAGAGAACAACCACAAUGUUCCCAUCAGAGUUCUAUACACUGCUGUGUCUGUAUCAAUAGUGGUUAGGGGUUUAAGCAAUGCAGUCCAACCUAUUCCAUCGAGAUUUCACACCGAUAAGAAAAUGACCUCUGUAGGACCAUGACUUGUAACAUUAAUGGAUGUUUUCAGUCUCUUUUUUAAAAUACAUCUGACAUUUGUAAGUAAAAAAUGCAUGAUAUUUGUCCUGAUCUGUUAAGAAACUAGCUAAAGUGAACUGAAAGCUACACUUGCCUUCCAUGUAUGAUUACUUGAGUUUCAGCUGACCUCAUGCCAAAUGGAAAUUGGUUGAGAAAUCUUGGUUGAGUGCUUAGUGAACAAUAGUCUGCAUUAAAAAGUGCAUGCAUAAUUUUGCACAAUGUAGAUUCAAGUGACAGUCUAUUCAAAGAAGUCUCAGGAUUAAAUGAGCAUGGAGACCAAAUUGCCCUCUUACCCCAGAAAAGGGUGGUCCCUUCUAGUCACACUAACACUUCAUUGGCUAAGCAGUGUGACAAAUCUUGCAAUGAACCCUGCAUUAGCCUGCAUCUGCAGGUUAAUAGCAGCUCUUUGUCUCCACUGCUUUCUGCCUAUAGUCUUUUUUUUGAAUUCCAUCACAAAAAGUUUUACAAUUAAAAAAAAUGUCCUGACAACCAUUUUUGUAAAUUGACCUUAACAACUAAUCUUCCCUUAUUCAACGUGGGUGACAUUAACAAAAUGUAAGCUUCCUGUGAAAGAGCCAGCUGUCUAAAUCUGUCAGAUAGUGCAGUUUUAUUAUACAUUAUACUGUUCAUAGAGUCAGCAAAACAAGAAUAAAGUUACUGCAGUAUUCACAACAUUUAAAUAUCCAACCAAACUAGCACUCCCCUUCUCCCCACACACACACACACACACACUUCCUUUAACAAAAGUAAUUCCAAGCUGUAACUUCAUACCAGUUGUGACUCUUGAAUAUUUUCAGCACCUAACUGAAAAGGAAUGAUGGACCUUUUCCCGAGUCACUUCCAAGUUCUUUGAAAAGAACCAAGCCCUAAGGUUCUGUUAUCUACUUUCAUGAAAGACUAAAUUCUUCUAGUAAGAAGUUAUCCAGAGUCACUGAUGUUAGCUUAUAAUAACAAAAAAAAUCUAGUUUUUGGAUGGCCCCUCAUCGCUGUUACUGGUGAAAACAGAUAUCCGCACUCCAAAAAGAUAGGGGGCUAAAAUCCUGGCCUCAUCAAAAUCUAUGGCAAAAUAUCUGUUGACAUCAGUGGGGCAGGAUUCCAUCCUAAAAUUUGAAAUGUAUACAUCAAUUUAUAAAAUAAAAUCCAUCUGCCACAUUCCAGAAAACUUGCAGAUCUAAUUACGAAGAACAGGUCUAAAAGAUUGAAGAUAAGGGGGAAAGAGAGAGGAAUUUGCUUUUCAUUGAAUUAUUAAACAUCUUUACCAUCCUGUGGAAGCAGACCACCCUCCAUUAACCCCUAAGGGUGUAGAAUAUAACAUGAGGAUGUCCAUGGGAAAAGAUGUUCUCAUUAGACAUUUGAACUGCAUCUUUUUCAUAUAAAUUACAGUAAACAUUGAAAAAUGUGAGUAAACUGAGGUCAACCUAACGGUAAAAAAUGUUAAAGAAGUCUGACUGCAGAGAAUGGAGAACUGACAUGCAAAAAUUAAAUUAUUUUUGUAGCACUCACUGCUAGUUAGGUCACUGUGUAGUAGAAGUUUUCCAGCAUAAAAAACAGUGCAUUUAAAUGAAACUGGCUAAAUGGGGCAAACAGAGAAGGAGACCAAAUAGGAUUUUGUGCAUGUGCUUGAGUUUCUCUCUUCUUUUUCCUGUCUUUUAUUUUAAUACGGUCAUUAGGAAACACAUGCCAUGCCUUUGUUUCCAACAUAAUAUGCAUUUCAGGCAUUCUUUCAGCAUCUUUCCCCUCCAAGAGAAAAAUGUGCAAUAAUUAUAUCAAGCCACGUAAAUCUACUUUAGCCUCCAGCUGGAUUUAAUCCACUUAUAUUUCUCAUUUUAUCACGUUGUACUGGGGAACUAACUUUCCUCUCCCUCUUCCUGAAAAAAAUAGCAUACACCAGUAAAGGGCUAAUAUUUGCAUAGCCGCUGAGCCAUUUUCUCUACUCCACAUAUGACAGUAUGAAUAUUUGGGAUGCAAAGACUUGUUAUGUUAAGAAUUUGCCAUAAAAUCAUUGUUGUGCUUUUUAAUCACAAAAAAAUAUUAAACUGACUUGUGCAACUGCAAAUAUUAGCUCAAAAUCUUCCCUCAGAUUAGCACAAAACAUCUUCCAUUGAUUUCAAGGGACCCAUAUGUGCUCACCAAAGAGCAGAUGUUGGCUCCUGGUGUAUAAAAAUCCUCAGAGGUUACUGUGCUCCAGGCAUCCAAAUUAUCUAACUAUCAAUAUCAGGGAGAACUAUUCUGUACUGGCAGCCAUGAUAACUUCAGCAUCUUUUUCUUCUCCCACUCACUUUCAUUAAUUUUGGCUUGGUAGCUCUUUCCUCAGAGUAUUCCCAUGCUGUUUUGGCUCACUAUUUUAUAAUCCAUUGCAGUCAGAUGCCUCACCAAAGUGAUCUCUCUAUAUGUUAUAUGCAUAUUAUAUGCAAUAUUUAAACAAAAUACUGGUAUUUUUAAAAAUGAUACUUUUGAUUUUUCUGCUUUUGUUAUUUUUUGGUCAGCUACUUUGGGCUCCCCCCCCCCCCACACACACACACACUUCUAAUACUGUAGCUUAGUUGGCAUUGGUCAUUCACUAUGUGGUUCAGAAGUAGCAGUCUCAAGUUCCUCACGCUUAGAUCCUGAUGCUCAGUUGUGUCAACAAGGUGACUUGCUUGAGGUAGGCAGAAAAACAGUUAUUUAUUACGCAGUUGAACUGCCAGGCACUUAAAAAACAACACAGGCAUCAGCUUUGAAGGGGAUUUUUUUCCAGUUCAGUCAUCAGAACCCUCAAAUGAGAAACAGAAGGGGAUCCCCUAAAUGAAGGAAUUUU
Pelodiscus sinensis (Chinese soft-shelled turtle) is the source of this 6721-nucleotide messenger RNA. It is a transcript of the gene HHIP, whose product is annotated as hedgehog interacting protein. The record is from RefSeq and is a predicted model, not a curated record. Lineage: Eukaryota; Metazoa; Chordata; Testudines; Trionychidae.